Messenger RNA from Centropristis striata (black sea bass), 840 nucleotides. It is a transcript of the gene kcnmb3, whose product is annotated as potassium calcium-activated channel subfamily M regulatory beta subunit 3. NCBI's taxonomy places the organism in Eukaryota, Metazoa, Chordata, Actinopteri, Perciformes, Serranidae. Bases 1 to 840 code for a protein of 279 amino acids. Gene Ontology annotation, molecular function: calcium-activated potassium channel activity; potassium channel regulator activity. Gene Ontology annotation, cellular component: voltage-gated potassium channel complex; membrane. The record is from RefSeq and is a predicted model, not a curated record. The transcript is spliced from 4 exons. Gene Ontology annotation, biological process: potassium ion transport; detection of calcium ion.
AUGUUCUUAAAUACAGCUUCUCCCCGGAGGUCCUUCACCGUCCCCAUUAACAUCAACCUGCAGGGUGCUCGCAGGCGGCAGACACGACACAGAGAGCUCCUCCAUACAGCAACAGCGCCGGAGCAGGACUGGAGUCGGGGGGUGGAUGGGCGUGGAGGGCAGCGAGCUCGGACCCAGAUGCCGGUGUCGAGUGUUGGGGAGGACCGAGCCGUCCUGCUGGGCUUCACCAUGAUGGCCUUCUCUGUGCUCAUGUUCUUCGUGGUCGGCAUCACUACAGUCAAACCUUAUGUUAACAGUAACUGGGCGGAGGAGGCCAGCUGUGUGCUGCUGCAGGCCGACAUCCUGGAGGAGUGGGUGGACUGCAGAGGUGUGAGCACCGUGCCUUGCCUCAGGGUGGCGGUUAACCUCACAGACUCCAAUCAGAGGGCUUUACUCCACUUUGACGAGGAGUCGGUCCUCCUCGCUCCAGAGUGUUUCUACAUACCCAAAUGUCAGAUGGACCGAACAGAACUGCAGGAGGAAGUCCUGAAAGUGAAAAACAGCUUGGACACACAGCUGGGGAGCUCCUCGCCGUGCUUCACUGACUGCACACGGCACCCCGGGGACGUCAUCUUGAACAGGAAGUACACCUUUAAGAAGGCUCUGUUUGCGCUGCUGUGGCCCUGCCUGAUGCUGGGUGGCGGAGCUCUGCUGGUGGGUCUUGUGAAGCUGACACAGUGCUUAGCCUGUCUCUGCUCUGAGAUGUGCAGUGAGACUGCAGUGGGCAGGCUGGCCUCAAGAUACACUCAUGGGAAACUGUACAGAAUCCUCCGGAGGACCAGCAUGCCGUCUCCGACAUGA